This is a messenger RNA of Hippoglossus stenolepis (Pacific halibut), 599 nucleotides long. Its product is annotated as gamma-crystallin M3-like. Gene Ontology annotation, molecular function: structural constituent of eye lens. NCBI's taxonomy places the organism in Eukaryota, Metazoa, Chordata, Actinopteri, Pleuronectiformes, Pleuronectidae. The transcript is spliced from 3 exons. The record is from RefSeq and is a predicted model, not a curated record. The coding region runs from base 13 to 567 and encodes 184 amino acids. Gene Ontology annotation, biological process: lens development in camera-type eye; visual perception.
UCCACAGCCAACAUGAGCAACACCGGCAUGAACAUGAGGGGAAAGAUCAUCUUCUACGAGGAGAAGAACUUCCAGGGCCGCUCCUACGAGUGCAUGAGCGACUGCUCGGACAUGACCUCCUACCUGAGCAGGUGCCACUCCUGCAGGGUGGAGAGCGGCUGCUUCAUGGUCUACGACCGCCCCAACUACAUUGGAAACCAGUUCCUCAUGAGGAGGGGCGAGUACGCCGACUACAUGAGCAUGAUGGGAAUGAGGGAGUGCAUCAGGUCCUGCCGCAUGAUCCCCAUGCACCGUGGCCAGUUCAGGAUGAGGAUCUACGAGAGGGAGAACUUCGGCGGACAGAUGAACGAGCUGCAGGACGACUGCGACAACAUCCAGGACCGCUACCGCAUGUCCGACUGCAUGUCCUGCAACGUGAUGGACGGCCACUGGCUGAUGUACGAGCAGCCCCACUACAGAGGCAAGAUGAUGUACCUGAGGCCCGGAGAGUACAAGAGCUUCAGGGACAUGGGCAUGAGCGGCACCAGGUUCAUGAGCAUGAAGCGCAUCAUGGAUUCCUGCAACUAAAAGUUCACUCAAUGUUCAAUGUAUGUAGCAAA